AUGUUCAAAUUUGCCGUUGUCCUUUUCGCCAUCAUUGCCUGUGCUGCUGCCAAGCCAGGUUUGGUUACACCCUUGGCUUAUACCGCUCCAGCUGCUGUUGUUGCUGCCGCUCCUGCACCUUUCGUUACUGCUACCAGUAGCCAAUAUGUUGCCCGUAACUACAAUGGUAUUGCCACCGCCCCUGUUGUUGCCAAGACUUUCGCUGCCCCAGUCGCUGCUGCCUACACCACCCCUGUUGCUGCUGCUUACUCUGCCCCUGUGGUAGCCAAAUACGCCGCCACAUAUGCUGCUCCUUUCGGCUACUCCGCUCCUUUGACUUAUGCUGCUGCCCCAGCCCCUGUUUUCUUGUAA
Musca vetustissima is the source of this 351-nucleotide messenger RNA. RefSeq names its product cuticle protein 38-like. The record is from RefSeq and is a predicted model, not a curated record. Lineage: Eukaryota; Metazoa; Arthropoda; Insecta; Diptera; Muscidae. The coding region runs from base 1 to 351 and encodes 116 amino acids. The transcript is spliced from 2 exons.